Molecule: messenger RNA, 2082 nt
Organism: Adineta steineri
Lineage: Eukaryota; Metazoa; Rotifera; Eurotatoria; Adinetida; Adinetidae
Source: the annotation of a GenBank genome assembly
AUGGAUUUAUUCUCAAUUAAUCAAGACAACUUACCAGUUACCACAUUGUACUGGCUUGAUUCUAAUCCCAAUAAUGCUCAACAAUUUGAACAUGAUUUAAGAACUAUUGUUAACAUCGAUGAAUUAAAAAUAUUUGAGAAUCCAAACGAAUGUCGAGAAUCAGUUAUCUUGUCAACUGACAAAACUCUCGUCUUGAUUGUCUCUGGUUGUUUCGUGGUACAAUUGAUACCAUACAUUCACGACCUAAAACAAGUCUCAGCUAUCUAUGUCUAUUGUUCAAACAUAGAAUUCUAUUUACAAUGGAGUAAAAUUUAUAAAAAAGUCAAAGAUGUUCUGACUCAUCGAGAUGAUUUAAUUCAACGUAUUUACACGGAUAAUAAAUACCGUCAAUUAGUUGGUAAUAUCAAUUUUUUUCAUCAUCAUGAACAAUCCCAUGAAAAUUUAAGAUCGCAAAAUGUCGUAUUUGUCUAUCAACAAUUGUUUAUUGAGAUUCUUCUUAGAUUAAAAAGACAAGAAUCAUGUAAUAACGAUGAAUUAAUUGCAUAUCUUUAUCAGAAGUUUGCUGAUAAUAGUUCAGAGUGCAGGAAAAUUGAAGAAUUUCAACAAGUGUAUCGAGUGAAUGAGAGUAUCCAAUGGUACACCCGGCCUGGAUGUAUUUUUGCUCAUUUGAAUGCAGCAUUGAGAAAAUGGGAUUUACAGAUUGUCGUUCGAUAUCGAUUUUUUAUUAAAAAUUUGUAUCAACAAUUGAAAGAUGAAUACGCACGUCAACGAAAUACAACACUGUCAGACAUCAAACAUGUCUAUCGUGGACAACGUUUUUCGUUUCAUGAAAUACAACAACUACAAAAUGCCAUUGGUCAAUAUAUUUCCUUCAAUUCAUUUCUCUCAACUACAAAAGAUGAGAACGUAGCAAUGAUAUUUGCUGGUGACGAUCCACAACUAGCAGUCUUAUUUCAUAUUGAGAUUCAGACAAAUAUUGAUCGAUCAACCAAACCUUUUGCAUCGAUUUCGCAUUUGAGUCACAUCGGUCUUGGCGACGAAGAAGAGGUACUAUUUAUGUUAGGUACAAUAUUUCGUGUUAAAUCGUUUGGGAAACGUCUCGCCGAAGACAGUCAUUGGAUCUUAGAACUUGAGUUAGCCAAUGAAAAUGAACAUUGUCUCAAAGAAUUUGGUCAUUAUCGUCAAGAAGAAUUACCUCGAGAAACGAGUCUUGCUAAUCUACAAUCGCUACUAUUAGAAAUGAAUGGAUCUUCUAUUUCUACGACUACAAAUAUAGUCGAGCAAGAGCAAUAUGACAAAUCUAGUCUAUGGAUAAAUCUUUUACAUGGAGUAGUAAAAAUUAUACAAACACCUUUUGGUAAUGAUACUCAUUUAUCAAUAAAGCCGCUGACUAGUUUAGCAUUGACUCAUUGCAAUAACGGAGAUUACAAAUUGGCAAUCGAACAAUUGAACAAAUGUCUGUCAAUUCACCAGGCAAAUCCGGCUACUAAUGAUUCCACUUCUCUAUGUGAUACACUCGAUAAUUUCGCUUUGGUUUAUAAAAAAAUGGCAGAUUAUGAGACAGCAUUGAGUUAUUCCAGUCAAUCAUUAUAUAUCCGUGAACGAAAUCCAGUAUCUCAUAAUCUAUCUGUAACUUUAGCUGAAAGUUACAUGACAAUAUCUGAUUUAUACUUGGCAUUGAAAGACUACUAUUCAGCAUUAGAAUUUCGACAAUUGAAAGCACUACCAAUCUAUGUGAAUAUACAAUCAACAAGCAAAAGUCAUCAAUUGAAACUUGCUCUAUUAUAUUGUUCUAUUGGUGUUAUUUACGAAGAAAUGAAGAAUUAUAAUGCUGCUCUAGAUAACUACAAACAGGCAUUUCAAAUAUAUGAAAAUAUCUAUCCAUUCCAUCGAAAUAAUGAUGCUUUUUACCAUCACAAUGCCGAAAUGAAAGAUAUUACACCGCGAUUGAUGAGAAUGAUACAUAUGACGAAGAGAAACGACGAAUUGACUUUAAUCGAUGGAUAUUACGGUGAAUUCAAUGAUGAACGAGAAGAAGCACAACGAAUGUAUUCAACUACUUUAUUUCAUAGUACUUAUUGA